This is a messenger RNA of Ahaetulla prasina, 1107 nucleotides long. RefSeq names its product tyrosine-protein phosphatase non-receptor type substrate 1-like. Lineage: Eukaryota; Metazoa; Chordata; Lepidosauria; Squamata; Colubridae. Gene Ontology annotation, cellular component: plasma membrane. The record is from RefSeq and is a predicted model, not a curated record. The transcript is spliced from 4 exons. The coding region runs from base 4 to 891 and encodes 295 amino acids.
GGCAUGGCUGCCUUGAGGUCCUUCAAGAUAAUCUGUGGUCCUCUUCAACUGCUGCUGCUCCUGCUUUUGCAAGAUCUGGUCGAACCAUCCCAACUUCAGAUCCGUGGCCCCCAAAGCAGAAUCAAGGCAGGAUCUCGGGCCUCUUUUCAAUGCUCUGCGAGUGAGUCUUCUGAAGAUAUCCAAGUCAAGUGGAUAAAGAAUGGGAAAACGAUACAGCCUAACCAGACCAAAAUCUCAUCUACGGAAAAUAAGGGGAAAAAGUUGUACCAUGUGACAAGCAGUGUGGCAAUCCUGCUUGGGCAAGGAGAUGUGAAGUCACAGCUGACCUGCCAGAUCCAACACAACUCAUCUCAGAAGUCUCAGGGGAACUUCGAACUUGGUGAUGUCCUAAGAGUUCCUCCCAAAAUACGUCUUGAGACUAUUCCACUGUCCUCCAUCCAGCUGAAUGCCAGAGUGAUGGUCACUUGCAACGCAGAAGGUUUUUAUCCAGGUGAUGCAAAACUGGAGUUGUAUGCCAAGGAUGCCCCAAGCAGAAAAGGAAUGGUUGGCCAGAGAAUUUCGAAUCCAGAUGGGACAUAUUCCCUCAAGAGCUACCUGGAGGUGAAGGCCACCGAAGACAAGAACUCCUCCGUGUUCCUUUGCCAGGUGCCCCAUGGUUCCCAGGAUCCGCUCACUGAAGUCACCAACCUCUUCAUUAUGAGGCCACUUAAAACCUCAGAAAACUCCCAGGAACAAUCCAUCGUUGUUCUCUGCAUCGCCCUUUUCCUGAGUAGAGUAGCCAUCCUUUUUUUCAUCUUUUGCCUUUUCCUAACAAAAGUGUUUGGACGCAAGAGGACAAAAACUCGUUCCCGAACAUCCCAGGAAGUGAGACAGUCUGGAACUUCAAGUUAGGGACUCCUGUUCCUGAUAGAUUUUCAGGAUGAGAAAGGAUCCGAUUGGGGAAUCAAUCAUAAUAAUAUCAUUGAAAUGCUUGCGCCAUGAGUGCUUCACUCUGCCAAAUGUAUAAAGUUAUAUAAGCCUGUGAAAUCAAUGUGGAGAUUAAAAAGAAAAAUAACCUUGCUUUGUUUUGCCAUGUCUGGGACUUAAUCGAAUCUUUCUUAAAAUGUA